AUGCCGGCAGAGCGACUGAACAACGACGACCACGCGAUCGAUGAGAUCACUUCAUUCAGGACAGCCGCUUUACACGCAUCGGCUGCCACUCAUGUCCUAUCCAGCGUUAUGAGCGAGCCGGGCGCUGCGCCGGGCGAGGCUUCGCGACAUGCCUCGCCCAUACCGACUCACUCACAACACACGAACUCAAACGAAACACAACCUUGCGUACCAUGCGCAACAAGGACAGCCAUUUACUUGAUACAAGACUCGUCUUUCGCAAAAAAUGACAUAUCAAGUCCAAGCCGGACUCAGGACGCAACACUCCAACCCGAUGCACAACCACAACCCCAGGUGUUCGAGCAGCUCACCGACGCGAUAAGCCUACAGACGCUCGCUCUGCAAGAUCGGUACUGGAAAUCAUCGUACAUCUUCUCGCCGAACGGCUUCUCUCAGCCGAUAGAAGUCGAUCAUGUUAAUGGAGAUCCGGAAGCCAAUACACUUGAGGAUGAUCACUCUCACAACCUUGAGCAUCAUCAAUAUACGGUUCCCAUCACCACCGCAGAGCCGCCGUACGUUAAGUCUUCAACAGCACAUAUGGUCGACAUGGAGGACUCUCAGUCAAACCAGACUACCUCUCAGCAUCACACAUCCUCGCCAGAAGCUUUCGUGCCAGACGUUGAGCUCUUCGUCGACACCACAGCCACCAAUGAAGGCCACGAAGAGCCACUAACAUGCACCAUCGCCGUAUCUGCCCGACGCAAAGAACUAUUGUCCGCAGCACCAAGACGCGCUGGCGAUCCUCUGUACUACAGGACGUCCGCACAAGCUGCUUCGCUCUGCCCUCGUGUCGUGCACAAGUCGGCUCGGAUGCGUAAAAGAUACAGGAGCACGUCGAAGAUGACGGCAUUACCAAAGGAUGGUACAAAGGGAAGGGCUGUAGCAGAAGAGCUUGACGCCAGCACCUGUCUCGAUGGCUGA
Molecule: messenger RNA, 960 nt
Organism: Metarhizium brunneum ARSEF 3297
Lineage: Eukaryota; Fungi; Ascomycota; Sordariomycetes; Hypocreales; Clavicipitaceae
Source: RefSeq, a predicted model, not a curated record